AUGCUCGCAAAUAAUAUAACCGCAACUCCUUAUACACUCAAUACAUACCAAUUAGAACUAUACCUUCAACGUAUUCAAUAUCCUAGCCACGCCACCCCGACGGCUACUGGUCAUCCGCGCCUAGAACAACUCCACGAGUCUAUGGAGCAUGGUUCCCUGGAAGCCCUGACGGAAUUGCAACGGCGGCAUCUUGCCGCAAUUACCUGGGGAAAUACGGCUCUACAUUACUCCAACCAUCAUUCAAUCUCCAUCCAUCCCGCCAGUGUCUUCGAGAAGCUGGUGGUGCGUUGCCACGAUGGCUAUUGUAUGGAGAACACCAAUCUCUUCUACAUGGUGCUCUGUUCCCUCGGAUACCAGGUGUAUGCGACGGGAGGCCGAGUGAGUCGUACUGUCGUUUCCGGGGAUCCAACUGAGGGAGGUUAUAUAUCCUUGAGCCACAUGGUUCUAAUCGUAACUAUAGCCGGGCAAAAGUACAUGAAUACCACUGCCCCAUUGAUCGCGCCGAGCGAAAUGUCCUUAAUCAAGGCACCUCUUGCAGGCUUCAUGGAUCAAACACAGAAGGUUUGGAUCUAUCUGGCCCGAUCUGACUCUCAGAGUCCGUGGGCGCCUCAAUAUUCGUUCUCCGAGAUUGAAUUCCUCUUCGAGGAUUUCAGUAUGAUAAACUUCUUUACGAGUAAGAGUCGCGCGAUGUUAUUUACGCAAAAGCUGGCGUGUACCCGACUUAUCUUAGAUGACCAUAACUCUGAGCCCAUUGGAAUUUACAUUCUUUCUGGGAGAGAGGUCAAGAGGGUACUUCAUGGGAAGACCGAAACCUUGCGAGUAUUGAAUACGGAAGAGGAUAGAGUCGGUGCGUUGGUCGAAUACUUUGAUAUGCAUUUUCACGCACACGAGAUAGAGGGUAUUCACGGGCUACCCUCCCAGAUUAAACCUAGAUAG
Molecule: messenger RNA, 936 nt
Organism: Aspergillus niger
Lineage: Eukaryota; Fungi; Ascomycota; Eurotiomycetes; Eurotiales; Aspergillaceae
Exons: 3
Coding region: 1-936 (311 amino acids)
Molecular function (GO): acetyltransferase activity
Source: RefSeq, a predicted model, not a curated record